Molecule: messenger RNA, 990 nt
Organism: Alternaria atra
Lineage: Eukaryota; Fungi; Ascomycota; Dothideomycetes; Pleosporales; Pleosporaceae
Exons: 1
Coding region: 1-990 (329 amino acids)
Source: RefSeq, a predicted model, not a curated record
AUGUACUGCACCAAAGCUUCUUCUCAGCCGUGGGGCAUCCCUGCUACCAAUGGCCUCUUCUCCGCCAACGAGGCCUCCACUUGGCCAUCCGGAAUCUCGAAGUUGCAAUUCGAGAAGGAGAUUUUGGAGAACGGUCUCGCCAACUGUGUUACCUAUUUACAAGUUCUGCGCAAGAAGCAAGCUCGAACCGAACUGCGAUUGGUCACGAACCCCUCACUAUCCCGGAAGAAGAGGAAAAAGAUGCAACAGAGCAGGCGUGAGUUGGAGAAAGAGAUCAAGGACCGAGAGCGAGACGAGCAGGCUUUUCUCAACAAUCUCCAGGCUUGCAAAGCAAACAUCUACAUCGCCGAGACCGUCUCAUUGCCAGCUACAGCCAUCUCGUCGACAGUACCGGACGUUGCUUCAACCUCGACGCGAUACUCAUACACAGAAGACGCGCAGACCGAGCCUACAGAGAUAGGCUGGAACGGCUGGAUGGGUGAGACGGUACUCUCACCCUUUCAAAAGGAGAGCAACAACCCUUUCUUCACGGACAAUGUCGCUCCGGAUGAGUGUUCAGAAACUGGUAAAAUUGGUGGAAAUAUACUGGAAAAAUCCAAACAAUCCCUUUCCUUUCCGCGCUUCGAGGAUGUCGAAACUAGACCGCGGGUAUCGCCCAACACACAGACGCAUGCCUUGUUGAACGCCGAGGCUGCAGUCUUUCAGCCUCAACUCAUACACACAGGUCAAGGCGAUGCUAUCGAUCAACAGGUAGCCCAACUCCAUCUCUCUCUAUCGAUGGCGAUCACUACUUUGAAGAUAGAAGCGCUGGAGCUCCUGGAGAGAGGUCUUGUUGGUGACACGGGCAUUGUUCCAGCACAACAACAAAUUUCUCUUGCAAGUUUUGAUAAAGAGGCUAGCAUCCAGACUGGGGCCAAACCUACAACACAGCAAAGCCCGAAAAAGGUCACCAUAGCUAGGAAUCUCAAGAUUAGGACAAGCUCUCUAUGA